Molecule: messenger RNA, 1185 nt
Organism: Dovyalis caffra
Lineage: Eukaryota; Viridiplantae; Streptophyta; Magnoliopsida; Malpighiales; Salicaceae
Source: the annotation of a GenBank genome assembly
AUGGCUGAUGAUUCUGAGAAGCCAAACACAACCAGAGAUCAAUCUGUUCUUGCGACUUCAUGCUCCAACAAAAGAACAAGAACAGGAAGUGAAAACCCGUCUUCAUCUUCAUCAGAACCUGUCAAUUUCUCUCUGAAUGAUCUCCAAGUCCUCUUGAUUGAAGUUCUUCAAAGGCUAUCCACCACCAAAUCUGCUUUUCUUUGCAAAAGUGUGUGCAAGAAUUGGUACUCUCUUAUUUCUUCUCCUUAUUUUGUUCGUCGCUUUAUAACCCACCAUGUCAAUCAUCAGUACGAGCAAUGCCCAUCUGCCCUUUUCAUCAAUUAUUCGACUGAAUCCAAUGGUUGUGGACUAUUCACCUUUUCUGAUGAACCCAUGUUCAAAUCUAGUGGAUUUGAGCUCAAGUAUCUCCCUGAGAGAAAUGGGUCGGUUAGGGUUUUAGCCAUUUUCAAUGACUUGAUUUUAUGCUCGGUCAAGAAGCGGAAUUUAAACCUGUGGUAUUAUAUCUGUAAUCCAUUUACAACUGACUGGGUUGCCCUCCCUUUGCUUGAACUUGAUGACGAGGAAUUCAAUACCAAGACUCAACAAUGGUAUAGAUCAGUCCUUGAAGGUUCAGAGUAUACCUGGUCUAGUAAUGUUGUUGCCUACAAUGGGAAGUUUCUUUGGUACAACGGUGAGCAAAUUUUUGCAUACGAUCCCUUCAAUCCCGAGCUAUCCACUUUCAUUGAUUGCACAUAUAUUCGUUCCACAAAGUUUCAGUGGCAUUGGACAAGAUAUUGCAUUGGGGUAUGUCGAGGCUUUUUGCGGAUGAUGCAAUCGACGGCUCAUCACAAUAUUAAAGCUUUGGCUAUUUGGGAACUCAAAGAUUAUACUACAUGGGAAUGGACCUUGGUGGACAAGGUUUAUCUUGACGGAAUGAUACUUGAGAAUUCUUUUCUCGAGAAAAUUUUAGAUGGUAACGAGUACACUUUACAACCACUGGGUUUCCACCCAAAUGAUGGGGCUAUUGUGUACUUACAGUUCCGAACUUUUGUCAUCUCAUGCAACACGCAGACAAGAGAGUUGAAAAUGGUCGAUGAUCCUCCAGGUGAAAAAGAUUUUUAUGAUCAAGGAGGUGUCUUCCGUAUUGAACUUCCAUUGUGGCCUACUCCAGUUCCCAAACGGAUUGAAGUCCUCCCAAGCUCUUAA